Molecule: messenger RNA, 1225 nt
Organism: Cladophialophora immunda
Lineage: Eukaryota; Fungi; Ascomycota; Eurotiomycetes; Chaetothyriales; Herpotrichiellaceae
Exons: 2
Coding region: 312-1097 (261 amino acids)
Source: RefSeq, a predicted model, not a curated record
CAGCUAUUAGUGAUCAACUUCUAGACGUGGUUGACAGCGCGUAUAACAGAGGCCACCAAUUUCUUGCCUCUUUAGACCAGCUACGGCAUCCAGAAAGUCGGUUUGUCAUUCUAGGUUUCUUCUCAAGACAUCUUCAACGUCAACCGCAAGCCUAGAACAAGCAAACAGAUAUAUCUAGGAGGACGCUCCGUCUGUCAAUUCUCAUCUACGACCAUCAGCCCACAGCAGAACUGGCGUUCCGAUCUAUUACACGUAUCCAACUCGCCCGCAACCACCUUUCGCCAAAGCCCCUCGCCAAUCCCACAAGAACAAUGUCCGACCUAGCAGAACUUGGUUCCAAACUCUUCAGUCCCAACCCAGAGUCUCGACCCAAGAUCGUUGGGACUGAGAAGCGCGUCCGGGGGGUCCUCAAUGGCAAAUACAUCUUUGACACCACUGCCGCCAAGCUAGUGUGGGAGAAUGGAUACUAUCCCAUGUACUGGAUCCCGAAGUCCGACUUCCUCGACGCCGCAAAGUUUGCAGACGACAAGCCGAUCUCUGGCAUCAACUCUUCAACCUCGACCCUCAGCGUCGGCAACAAAUCGGUGCCUUCACUCAUCGUCCCGGACUCGUUCAACUCCGAACUGGUGGGCUACGUGAAAAUCGAUUUCAAGGCCCUCGACGCUUGGUACGAGGAGCAGGUCCAGGUCCUCUAUCACCCCAAAGACCCCUACCACAGAGUCGACCUCCUUCCUUCGGGACGACAAGUGCGCGUGGAGAUCGACGGCGUACGUCUCGCCGACACCGGCUCCGAGGGCGGCGUCAUGUCCCUCUGGGAGACCAAUUUCCCGGCUCGCUGGUAUCUGCCUCGGACGGCAAUCAACUGGGAAUAUCUCACCCCGAGCGACACGCACACGGGGUGCCCGUACAAAGGAGAGGCCAGCUACUACAAUGCCGUGAUCAACGGCAAGGAAGUCAAGGACGUGGCCUGGUGGUACAAGAACCCGACGCAAGAGAGUGCCGGCAUCCUCGGCAUGCUGUGUUUCUACCCGAACAAGGUCGACACCUGGGUCGACGGGAAGGAAAUCGCGAAAAUCGGGAUGCCCGUCAAGAAGUAGGAGAAAACCGAAGGAAGCGGGCGAAGACCUGCAAUUGAGGUGUGAAGUGAGAUGCGAAGGAAGCCAGCCCCAAAAUCCAAAGGGGUUUGCAACAGGAUAGCUAGCUAUAAUGAGAUCAAUACUCGAUA